Molecule: messenger RNA, 1692 nt
Organism: Guyanagaster necrorhizus
Lineage: Eukaryota; Fungi; Basidiomycota; Agaricomycetes; Agaricales; Physalacriaceae
Exons: 1
Coding region: 212-1474 (420 amino acids)
Source: RefSeq, a predicted model, not a curated record
UGCCUUUGUUGUCCUUACCCUUCUACUCUGCCCACGCAUGUCGUUCUAGCUGUAACGACAAAGUUUCUCUAUCUACCCCAUCCCUGAUCAUCUGGUCUGUACAAGAAACCUCCUGUCUUUAUAGUGGGCCAGUCGACUCGGAUCGAUCUCGGGGUGGUGAAACAUCUCUCAUCGAGUCAGAGUCCCCCUUACAGACUGCAUUCUAGCCGCUAUGGACCAUGACGAUGAAAGGACGCUGGAGGAUGACCAGUGGCAGAUUAUUGACGGUGACGGCUGGUGGAGGACCUCGUAUACGUCAGUCUCCUGGACGUCUUCCCUUACGACAACCAAGAAGGUCGCAGUCCUCCCACGACUGACUGUCGACGACUCGCCAGCUACCGUCCAUAAAGACACAGAUCUGUCCCUCAAUUGUUCUCUGCCUGGUGUCCGGGCUGCUCUCGGCGCUCUCGACCGGUACGAGGCAGAUGUUGGUUUUCACUUCUCGCAGAGCAGCACGGCGGCGUCAGUAUCUGAUCCAUGUGAUGGUAUGAACAAGGGACGAUGGAAUGAGCUCAUUGUAGAUCUUUUUGGAGACAUCCCAACAUCUGCCUCGUCAUCUUCCGCCUCAUCCCGUGGGAGUCCAUCACCAUGUCCAUCAUCGUCCACCUCAUCCACUUCCGCACCAAAUACUCCCGCGAGCAAGCUGAACGCUUCGGCUAACUCGUUCGUCCCUACCUUUGUCUGCCCCGUUCCUUCACAGAACCACAAGAUCAAGAUCACCAAGGACGAACAGGGCUUCUAUAUGGGGGUGGAUGAGGAGGAUGAAAGGGACGAAAUAGAGGAAGAGAUUCGGAAUAUCAUCGGAUCUUGCGAAGAGAAGGCUCACCGUGUCUUUGCGCCUUUCGCUCCAGACGAGCGCAAGUCGCCGGACUCUGACGACGAUGCGUUCGUCGUCAAAAUGCCUAAGCGCCGGCUACUAGAGGAUGAUGAGGGCUGGAUUGGCUUCGGGGACAAGGACAAGGUGCAGAGGAAGAAGGAUCUCUUUGAUGCUCUUACACGCCGGUGUCGCUCUGCGGUACCGGACAAGGUGUCGACAACUGAAGGGUGGAUUGAACCUAAGCGUCAAUCCUCUGCAGGGCCCACAGUGAUAUCGUCUGGCUGGAUAGAGCCGGGGAGCGCUAAUCCGCCCCGAGAUCCCAAGCCGCCUGCGAAGAAUCCUUCCAAGCAGGGGCAGGGCAAGAAGCUGAGCGCGUGGAGCAAGACACAUAAGCGGGGCAGAUCGUCGGUCUCCUCAUACUCAUCGACGUCCUCUCGAUCGUCUUCCUUUCAUACGCCUCUAUACCCACAUCCUUCCCGGCCUGGCUACCCUUACCCUAUGUAUAAUCCCCCAGUUUACGCGUAUUCACCGAUACGGCCGUAUUUCUACGGACCGAAUCCGGGGUACUUUCAACCUAUGAUGAAUUAUCGCGCUAUGGCUGGGACGCGCAUGUGGUGAUCGAUUUUGCAUUUCAUUCUUAUUCGCAUCAUGCAUAUAUACAUAUCAUCACAGACCUGCAUUUUUAUGACCAUUGAUCUUUGUUUUUGUGCUAUUUUGUUUUGUUCCUUUCUUGUGAUUACUAAGAAAUAUGCGAAGACCCAUCCUUGUUCUAGUGCAUUGAUGUAUUUUGUACCAGUAAUAGUAUCGACCAUGAAAUGAUUGCUGUUAUGUGUAAA